This is a messenger RNA of Nerophis lumbriciformis (worm pipefish), 2211 nucleotides long. The record is from RefSeq and is a predicted model, not a curated record. Lineage: Eukaryota; Metazoa; Chordata; Actinopteri; Syngnathiformes; Syngnathidae.
AUGGUAUCCAAAGCGGUUUACUCGCGUCGUGAUCCCAUGCUGAAAAAGCGUGAUGACUUCGAAGACAUCCUGGAGGAGCGACGGCACUCCAGCGACCUCCGAUACGCCGUCAAGUGUUACACGCCUGUCCUCUACAAAGCCUUGACCCCGUGCAGCCCGGACACGCUCAAGAGCGCCGCGCUUCAUUCUGAUCCCCUUCGCUUCGUUAUCCAUCAGGUGUCCAUGGAGACUGGAAAAGAGCUGGAUGACGUCCAGGCAGAGGCAGCAGCCAUUUUGGACGAGAUGGCUCACCGCAUGCAACUUAGCACGAUUCGCUUUUUUGCCUUCACCCUCAGCAAGGUGUUUAAGACGUUAUUCCGGAGUAUCUGCGUGAACGAAGAAGGCAUCCAAAGACUUCAACAGGCUAUUCAAGAACAUCCGGUUGUACUCCUACCGAGCCACCGCAGCUACAUGGACUUCCUGCUAAUGUCCUACAUUUUGUACACCUAUGACCUCGCCUUGCCAGUCAUCGCCGCCGGAAUGGAUUUCAUGGGGAUGAAAUUCGUCGGCGAAAUGUUGCGAAUGUCCGGCGCCUUCUUCAUCCGACGCUCGUUCGGCGGCGACAAGUUGUACUGGGCUGUUUUUUCUGAGUACGUGAAGAUUAUUGUGAAGAACGGCUACGCUCCGGUUGAGUUUUUCUUGGAGGGGACGAGAAGUCGGACUGCGAAAUCUUUAACGCCAAAGUUAGGUCUGCUAAACAUCGUGAUGGAGCCGUUCCUGAAGGGCGAAGUGUUUGACGUCCGCCUGGUACCGGUUAGCAUCAGUUACGAGAGAAUCCUGGAGGAGGCGCUCUAUGCUCGAGAACUUCUCGGCGUUCCCAAACCUAAAGAGUCUACGUCGGGUCUUUUUAAAGCUAGGAAGAUCUUGCGGGAGGACUACGGUAGCAUCCACGUUUACUUUGGUCAGCCUGUGUCUGUCAGGAGUUUAGCUGAAGGUCACGUGGACCGUCGUCAAUUCAACCUGACACCCAGGCACAUACCAGCAAAACCAAAUGAAGAAAUAGUACAGUUUGUGAAAGGCGCCGCCUACAGACUAGUGAGAGCACAGGAGGAGAACUCUGUGCUGAAGCCGUGGGUUCUUCUGGCGACGCUGAUUCUGCAGAAUCAGGACACGGCCAUGACGUUGGACGAGUUAACCGAACGAACCGUGUGGUUGCGAGAUCUUUCGCGGCAGUAUGGAGCGUUUCUCCAUUGGCCUGAUCACCUACGUCCUUCAGAAGUGGUGACUUCCAGCCUCGCCCUGCAUGGUGGUUUGGUGACGGUCUCUGAGGGGAGAGUUCACCUAGAGCAAGGAGCAGCGGGUGUAGCUAGCUCGCCGGAGGAGGAGCUCUUGAGCCGGGCGGUGUCGGUGCUCUCUUGCGCCUCCUACCGGAAUCAGGCUCUGCAUGUCUUCUUGCGACCGGCGCUGCUCGCGUUGGCUGUACGCACCGUCUCCUCCGGGCGAAAACAGGAAAUUUUUGACCACUUCAACUUCCUUCGAGACGUCUUCUCCAACGAGUUCAUCCUAACUCCGGGAGCCAGCGUGCAGGAUUUCGAGGAAGCGUGUUACCUCCUCGAGAAAACCGGCGCCCUGCAGAUCACUCAACUUGACUUAUCCGCUACGGAAAUCGGGCAUAGGACUCUAGACUUCCUCACGGGGGUGCUAGAGCCCUUCUUACAAGGAUAUCAGAUUAUUUGUCACUUUUUUGGGGAAAAAACGACGGAAUCGUUGACGCAAAAGUUGUUCGUCCCCACGGUUCGCCAGUUUGUCGUCAAACAUAUCCUAGCAGGGAGGCUCACACAUUUGGAAGUCUUGUCUUCAGACCUGCACAAAAACGCUUUGGCGGCAUUGAUCAGAUUGGGUGCCGUGCGCAGAAUACAGGGGGAUAUUCUGAGUGUCGACAAGGUGACGCUAAGACCAUUACAAGACAUUUUGGUCAGCUUUGACGGCCACACCAACAAUGUUGGCUACUCUGCCAGCCUUGAGCUACCCGAGGGCACCUGCUCCUACACCAACCCCUAUGGUGAUGGCAAAAUGCAGAUCGUCUACUUCGUCUACUUUGACCCACCCAAGAGGAUGAGGACGGCCCAAUUCCCAAGCCUGAAGGUGCUGGCCAGGUGGGAGAACUACAAGUCUGUCAAGGCCAGCGACAAGUUGAUUCAGAAGGUGCUGACGCGCUCUUCGAUCGAGUAG